Colletotrichum chrysophilum is the source of this 2004-nucleotide messenger RNA. RefSeq lists its product as uncharacterized. The coding region runs from base 1 to 2004 and encodes 667 amino acids. Gene Ontology annotation, cellular component: nucleus. The record is from RefSeq and is a predicted model, not a curated record. The transcript has a single exon. NCBI's taxonomy places the organism in Eukaryota, Fungi, Ascomycota, Sordariomycetes, Glomerellales, Glomerellaceae. Gene Ontology annotation, molecular function: zinc ion binding; DNA binding. Gene Ontology annotation, biological process: DNA-templated transcription.
AUGUCAUCGAUCAAGCAGGUACAAGACCUCGAGAAGCAGCUGGAACGCCUGAGACGAGAAAAUGGCAGCAUGAGGCGGAUGCUUCAGGAGAGAGAUGGUGCGAUGGACGUUGAUCCGGAUGGUCUUGAGGAACUCCCCCUACAACUCCCCGAGAUUGGUACCGAACCGAAGCGGAGGAAACGACCUGCCCCGAUGCAUGACCUGGCGAGAGCGAGGUCCAACAUGCGCAUCUUCUCUCGCGGAAUCUGGAAGCCUCCGGCGCAGUAUCGUCAAGCGCCGACGACACCUUUGUUUGAUCCGCAGAGGCCUGAAUUGCCCCCGAGGCAGACGACUGACCAGCUGCUGCACGCCUACUAUGGCUCAGCCCAUACCAUGUUUCCCAUCCUACACUGGCCAACCUUUCAAACUGGAGUCGACGAUCUCUACAGGAUGGGAAACACGAAAUCGGUACAGCCGGCGUGGCUCUCCACGUUUUUCUCUGCGUUGGCACUAGGAAGUCUCUUCAGCUCGGACCCCCAUUCACACCGGGCCUAUCGAGCCGCGGAGCUCCUCGAAGUCGCCCGGGGCAUGAUCGACCCCUGGAAUAACGACUACGUUCUCGACAAUGUACGGGCCUUGGUGCUUGUAAUUCUGUGCUUGAACGAAAUGAACCAAAAGUCUGCCGCCUGGACGUGGCUAGGCACCGCAGUGCGAGCUGGUCAGGAUCUCGGCCUCUACUCAGAAUCCGGACCGUGGCCAGUCAUCGAAGGCGAGAUGCGCCGACGAGUUUGGUGGACGAUAUACAUCCUGGACCGUAGCUUAGCGCUCGAUCUUGGCCGCCCUGUCCUGAUUGACGAUUCGGACUGCGAUGUUUCCCUUCCCGCUGGCGUUGACGAUCACUACAUCCACGAAGGCGGUAUUAUGGUGCCACCGGGCCGAGAACCCCUCAACCAUUCGCUCCUAGCUCUGAUCAACGUUAUCAGAUCGUACUCGUCCCUGAUCAAGACAUUGGCGGCCCCAGCUGUGGCCCCGACCAGACUCGCAACGUUCGAUCAGCACUUUGUGUCGUGCCUUCGAGCCUUCCCACCCGUUUGCGACACUUCAAGCACAGGGCAGAUCUCUCCUCACCUCCUGACACCCUUCACCUACCUGCUCCACGCUCGUCUCGUGUUGCACCGCCACAACCUCGCUCCGACCUGCCCUCCCGACGUUCGCCUCGCUGCUAUGGAGCAGUGCACUCACACAGCUCUUGAAACAGCUUCCCUCCUCUCGCGCGCUACCCCGAACCUUGCGGAUGGUGCAACAGCACUUCUCACCACGCACACGUUCCGAUGUGCGCUCUUCCUCUUGCUGGCGGGGUACUGGGACCACGCAACGACAUGCCUGCGCGCUCUCGCCUCCAUCGACGCAAGGCGCGACGUCGCGAUUCCCUGUGGAAGAUUCCUCGCCUUCUUCGUCUCAGCACUUGGCACCAAGCGCAGCGAGUAUGCCUCCUUCGUUGCUCGCACGACGCCGCCGAAGCCCUUCGCCCCGCCCCCUCCGCCUCAGGGCCGACCUGGCCCUACCCCUCUGCAAGAGGCCCUUCUCCACGACGAAGAGCUCCUGGCGUAUGUCAGCGCUGACUUGCAGGCCGCACCGGACGCUGCUUGGAUCUGGGCUGGCGGGGAGCGCGAAGCCAUCCUUUCUCCCACAUCGCCGGGGUCCAUCACUGCCUCCGGCGGUGCCAGCAGUGGUCUGUUCAGUGCGGAGCAACGUACCGGCCUGAGCGACGAAGAGAUGAAGGAAUGGGGUGGAUGGGAACGUCUUGAGGCAGCCAUCCGCGGGCUGGCCUCCGGUAAUACGACGCCCACCCCAACUUCCGCAACUUGGUCUUCGGCGUUGCCCGCGGGAAUCAAGUCGGAGGGCACGCCUGCCCCUGCACUGCCGAGCAUCAUACCCGCCAGCGAGGGAAGCAGCAGCAAUAGCCCGACGGCGAGCGCAAAGGGUCGGCCGCAGGACAGGCUGAGCAUCGCGAACAUCAUCUAG